GCGUAGCUAUGUGAAAAUGACAGAAGGGACAUGGCGAGAAUAGAGUCCGAUUUGCGAUGUUUCUGUGGAUAAAAGUUAAAAUAUAAAAUGCUGGAACCGGAUAUAAAUGGACCUCUGAGCCGAUAAGUGGUACAACAUGAUGCGUUUCCUGUGUGGACGAGAGGCCAGGCGGGUUGCCCUGCUCUUUCAGACCCAGUUUUCAUCGCCUGGCCGCCUCGUUGCUCAGAACCAGCCGGGAUCUGGAUCACGAUGGAUCUGCGCUUCCUCCUCCCACCUUAGUUCUCAGAAAAGUUCCUCUGGAGAUGGUCAGCUCGGUCCAGGGGAGAGUGGAGACACUGAUCCUUUGCAGGAUGAAUCUAUUGGACUGGUGCAGAGGUUUAAGAGAUCCUUCAAACAGUACGGCAAAGUCAUGAUCCCUGUCCACCUGCUGACCUCCUCCGUCUGGUUCGGAGCUUUUUACUACAGUGCUAUGAAAGGAGUGAAUCUGGUGCCGUUCCUGGAGUACGUCGGGUUCCCUGAGAAGCUGGUGAAACUUUUGGAGAACUCUCAGAGCGGCUACGCACUGACCGCGUACGCUCUGUAUAAGAUCGCCACUCCGGCGAGGUACACGGUGACGUUAGGGGGUACGUCCCUCUCUGUGAAGUAUCUGAGGAAGCACGGGUACAUGUCGACCCCGCCACCGGUCAAAGAAUACCUGCAGGGGAAGAUGGAGGAGACCAGGGGAAAGAUCUCUGAAAAGAUGGAGGAGACCAAGGAUCGCUUCUCUGAGAGGAUGGAAGAGACCAAGGACAAGUUCACGGGAAAACUGCAGGAGACCAAAGACAAAGUGGGUCUGGGGAAGAAACCCAAACAGACUGAAUGAUGAUCCUGCGAGGCUGAGACCUCAGCACCACUUCAGUUAUGAGAUGAAAAACACUAAGCGCUUAAUAAAGACGCCGCUUAAGAGGCAUUAAUUCAUGCAUUCACUCAUUCAUUCAUUUGUAUUGUUGUGAUGUAGAGAGGGUUCGUUUUGUAGCUUUGUGUAAAAUCACGUUGUGUUUAAUGAUCUGACGUCCUUUAAAUGUGACGAAUGUGCAAUUCGGAGGCAGAGGGGGGGGGGAAUACUUUUUCACACCUCCAAAUAACAGGGCUAGAUGUUUUGCAAAGCAAAUUCAAUGUAUUCAAAUAUUUAAAGCAGAGUGUAACAGUUAGGAGUCUUAGAUUUAGACACUCGGGAAGAGUCACUGGCCAAAAGUAUGUGGACACCCCUAUUAAAUGUAGAGCUUAAGUGUUUGAAGACAUGUCGAGGUUCUUCAACCCUACUGAGCAUCUUUGAAAUGAAUCAGAGUGCCGACUGUGAACCAGGCGUUUUGGUCCAACAUUGAUGUCUGACCUUACAAAUGCCGUUUGGUUGCCAGUGUUUUGGAAUGGGCUGUUCAACAAAUCCUACGGACAAGUGUCCACAUACUUUUGGCCAGCGCAAACGUGAAAUCCAUUAGAAUUUUGGAUGGCAAAAAUAAAUAAAAAAUGGAAAGAA
Molecule: messenger RNA, 1516 nt
Organism: Trichomycterus rosablanca
Lineage: Eukaryota; Metazoa; Chordata; Actinopteri; Siluriformes; Trichomycteridae
Gene: mims1a
Product: family with sequence similarity 210 member Aa
Exons: 4
Coding region: 137-862 (241 amino acids)
Cellular component (GO): mitochondrion
Source: RefSeq, a predicted model, not a curated record